Larimichthys crocea (large yellow croaker) is the source of this 1689-nucleotide messenger RNA. RefSeq names its product gastric inhibitory polypeptide receptor (gene gipr). The coding region runs from base 145 to 1689 and encodes 514 amino acids. The transcript has 15 exons. Gene Ontology annotation, biological process: cell surface receptor signaling pathway; adenylate cyclase-modulating G protein-coupled receptor signaling pathway. Gene Ontology annotation, molecular function: peptide hormone binding; gastric inhibitory peptide receptor activity; G protein-coupled peptide receptor activity. NCBI's taxonomy places the organism in Eukaryota, Metazoa, Chordata, Actinopteri, Sciaenidae. The record is from RefSeq and is a predicted model, not a curated record. Gene Ontology annotation, cellular component: plasma membrane.
CUUGGGUUUGUUUGCAGACUUUGACAGUGAGGACAUGACAUCUGUGAAGCUUGUUGCAUUGAAGAUGACAAAUGAUAAAUGCCACAAGUGACCUUGUGAUGCCUCUAAAUCCUCCCGGUGGCCACCCUGGCACACCUCCGAGUGAUGAAGACCUCUGAUACAUUCCUCAUCUUCCUCCUCCUCUACAGGACUCUGUGUGUGUCAGGGGGGACUGUAACGGACACGGUGGCUGAAUGGAACCGCUACAGGAAUGAAUGUCUGAUCAGCAUGAGCACUGAUCCCAGGCCUGAAGGAGCGACCUGCAGUCGGAUGUUUGACAUGUACGCCUGCUGGUCAGAUGGGAAACCGAACUCUACAGUCAAGGUGCCCUGCCCCUGGUACCUGCCCUGGUACAACCAAGUGCGUGACGGCUUUGUGUUGAGGGAAUGCGGUCCUGAUGGUCAGUGGGCCACCAGCAACUCCAGCCGCACCUGGAGGGACCAUUCGCAGUGUGACCGCGACAACAGCAUGCACAUAGCUCAGGAGAGACGGAUGGUGAUCUUAGCCCACUUCAGAGUCAUGUACACGGUCGGUUACUGCCUCAGUCUGGCCAGUCUCUCUCUGGCUCUCGUUAUUCUGCUGUUCUUCAGGAAGUUGCACUGCACCAGAAACUACAUCCACAUCAACCUGUUUGCGUCGUUCAUUCUGCGAGCGGCUUCCAUCCUGACCAGAGACGCUCUGCUGAGCCGCGACACCGAGUUCAAACACGACAGGAACAUCUCAGACGUUGGUCAGGCGAUGUCAGGCUGCCACGUGGCUCAGGUGCUGAUGCAGUACUGUGUGGGAGCUAACUACUAUUGGCUGUUGGUGGAAGGCCUCUAUCUACACAAACUGCUGGUGCUGGCGGUGUUUUCUGAAAACCGCCACUUCUAUGUAUACCUACUCAUCGGCUGGGGCACACCGGUGUUAUUUGUGAUUCCUUGGAUCAUUGUACGUUAUCUCUUUGAGAACACGAGGUGUUGGGAGAUAAAUGAGAACAAAGGGCACUGGUGGAUAAUCCGCGCUCCCAUCCUGCUCGCCAUUCUGGUGAACUUCUUCAUCUUUAUCCGCAUCAUCCACAUUCUUGUGUCCAAGCUGAAAGCCCAUCAGAUGAGAUACACAGACUAUAAAUUCAGACUGGCCAAAUCCACCUUGACCCUGAUCCCUCUGCUGGGCAUCCAUGAAGUGGUCUUCGCAGUGUUGACAGAGGAGCCCACAGACGGCGUCCUCAAUGAUGUCAGUCUCUUUUUCGAACUCUUCCUGAACUCUUUCCAGGGUUUACUUGUUGCCAUCCUCUACUGUUUUGUCAACAAGGAGGUGCAGGCAGAGAUAAAGAAGAAAUGGCAGAGGUGGAAGCUGGGGAUGACCGACCUGGAAGACCUGAGAAACACUGGCAGCAACACGCCACAGGUUGGUACCAGCAUGCCACUACCCAUCCAGUGCCAACAUCCUUCACCCCGUCUGCCGCCCGCCCAUCGCCUGGAGAACAACUGCCUCUCUGCCCCGCCGCCUGACCCCUCUGGUCCUCUUCACACCAAGCUCCUCGUUCCUCAGCCCUGCACCCACCAGGACCAGCUGGAGGCCACACAGCCGAAGACCUACUGCUGCAUCUCUGCUCUUAGACAGGAUGAUGGAGGAGGAAAUGAGAAGAGCGGUGAAAGCUACUGUUGA